AUGCGGAGCCUACCUUUUCUAGUGGCGGCUUCGGUACUCGUCGCACAGCAUCAGUUUGGAACGACCGCCGACGCUUAUCGCAGUUCUGAGCGUAACAUGCGCGCAGACACCACACUAGCCGCAUACAUAAUUUACGGGGGUUCAAUCGAACCGAGGAAGGCGGCCAGAAAUGUGCCGCUCUUCGCGCGGAGACCACACAAGCUGAAGCUCACGGCGGCAGGCCAGUUCAGGAUCAAGCCCAAGACGAACAAGUCGGUCGCAAAACGCUUCAAAAUCACGGGCACCGGCAAAAUCAUGUACAAACGAGCUGGCAGGAGCCACCUCCAGCGAAAGAAGAACCAGGGCGCAAAACGAAGGCUGAGGCGAGCAGUGCAGCUCACGAACCCUAAGAUGAUCAGGAAGAUUCUCAGCGUCCUACACAACAGAUGA
Molecule: messenger RNA, 429 nt
Organism: Babesia bigemina
Lineage: Eukaryota; Apicomplexa; Aconoidasida; Piroplasmida; Babesiidae
Product: ribosomal protein L35, putative
Exons: 1
Coding region: 1-429 (142 amino acids)
Biological process (GO): translation
Cellular component (GO): large ribosomal subunit; ribosome
Molecular function (GO): structural constituent of ribosome
Source: RefSeq, a predicted model, not a curated record